Molecule: messenger RNA, 588 nt
Organism: Cutaneotrichosporon cavernicola
Lineage: Eukaryota; Fungi; Basidiomycota; Tremellomycetes; Trichosporonales; Trichosporonaceae
Exons: 4
Coding region: 1-588 (195 amino acids)
Biological process (GO): mitotic cytokinesis; actomyosin structure organization
Cellular component (GO): myosin II complex; cytoplasm
Molecular function (GO): cytoskeletal motor regulator activity; calcium ion binding; myosin heavy chain binding
Source: RefSeq, a predicted model, not a curated record
AUGUCCAAACCUGCCCCGACUGCCCUGGGCCUCGGCCGCGGCCUUCCCUCCUCUCUCCCCCAGGUCCCACGCGCUCGGGAAACCUCUGGGGCCGCAUACACAAUGUUCUCGGCACAGCAAGUGAAGCAGUUCAAGGAGGCGUUCAACAUGAUCGACCAGGACGGCGAUGGGCGCGUAUCCGAGGCGGACCUAAGGACGAUGUUGACUGAGCUUGGUCAAACCCCCACUCCUGACCUUCUCCACUCGCUCCUCACGGCGCGGCCAGGGCGUACGACUGGCUCGGCCGACGGCAUCAACUUUACCCAGUUCCUCGCAAUGAUGGGCGAGCGCCUCCUCCACCUCGACCGCGAGCAUGACCUGCUCGAGGCGUUUGCGUGUUUCGAUGACGGGGAUAAGGGAUGGGUUCAGGUCGCAGAGGUGCGCAAGUUCCUCGCUGAGUUGGGCGACCGCAUGGACCAGGAGGAGAUGGAUCGCCUGUUCAGCGGCCCAUUCACCGACCGCCAGGGCCGCUUCAACUACAUCGAGUGGGCCAAGGUGCUACGCGUCAAUGACGCCGACGAGGCGCGACCCGUGACUGCUGCCGCCUGA